Halichondria panicea is the source of this 2037-nucleotide messenger RNA. Its product is annotated as spermatogenesis-defective protein 39 homolog. The record is from RefSeq and is a predicted model, not a curated record. NCBI's taxonomy places the organism in Eukaryota, Metazoa, Porifera, Demospongiae, Suberitida, Halichondriidae. The transcript has 15 exons. Bases 157 to 1920 code for a protein of 587 amino acids. Gene Ontology annotation, cellular component: cytoplasm. Gene Ontology annotation, biological process: intracellular protein transport; vacuolar transport.
ACGACCUUUGCCAUAAUACUAUAUCCUGACCAUAAAACGUAACAUAACAGAGCAGACUUGUUUGUAAAAAUCUACAUGUAACUGAGCUAGCUGAAAGGCUACGGACACAUUGAAGCUAUCUGCAUACUCACUGAGCACCAUUCGAGAAUCAAGACCAUGAAUAUUCCAGGUCGACCCAAGUCCCCAUCGAUGAGCAGCAGCAAUGAUGACCUUACAGACAGGGGGAGGUUUGGGAAGAGUGGGUCGUUUGGCAGUAAACCAAAGUCUUCGCCUGGUUUGGUCAAGUGGUUCAAAAGCAAAACAACCUCAAAGAAUGAUCUCUAUGAGGCGUCACCCAAACCGGAUGAGUGUCAUGACCUAGCCGUACAUUCACCUCGUGAGACCAGCCCUGAGAUGUCCCCAGAACCGUUAGAACGUGGACUCUCCCCCGAUAAUUUCUUCAGUUUCACAGCCGAAGAUAAUGUGAACAUCUGGGGUGAUGACUUCACGUCCAUACUGAAGAGAUCCACCAUCAGAAAGCUGAGUCUGAUCAGUGAGGAGCAAAAAGUGGCCAUCCCAAUUCAGGAAACUGACGGCACUGUGGAGAAUAUCGGAGUGGCUUUUGUAACAGCUGAGAGGACGUCCAAACUCCUCCCCAAAGAUGUUGUUGGUGCGAUGAGAGCUACUUCUCCCUCCCCACUCGACAGCUACCAGAAAAAGAAAAUGGUUGGAAAGUCUACGUCUGCCUCUUCUUUAGUGGGGGACCUCAGACCUUGGAGUAGGACCGAUGCAGCCUUCCUCGCCACGACAACGUCCUCCGUCCCGGUUCCACGCUCCUAUCCCAACGAUGCCGAAUCAUUGAACAAAGUAGUGCUGCUUGAGAGGCAGAUUGAGGAGUUGAAGGCGGCUUGUUGGAAGGCCCCGUCCAUCCGAGAUACCAUCGACAGAAUACUCAUUGGAAGAUCGUACUGCCUGGAAUGGUACAAGUCCCAGUUGGAGAAGAGAGCUCUGUUGGAUGCUGCCAUAGACAGUAACGAUGGCAAUUGCAUCAUCACCAUUCUACUGUUUAUCAAGAAGACUGUCAACCAACCGAUUCUACUGGGCAUGCUCAAGAAACGACCUGUUGCUAUUCGUCACUACGCCAGCUUCUUGAAACAGCUAGGAGCCACUACUGAGUUGACUAACUUGUAUAAGAGAUUGGAGGAGAAUGAGCGGCUAGCGGACAUCAAACUGCAACAGUGUGAGGCGGAGAUGAACCCGGCUGAGAGAUAUGCCAAACUCAGGGACUGUCACGCCCAUUUCUCUUCCACACCUGCGCUAAAGAUAGACGCCAGACAUGUGGAAGACUACGCAAGACUUACCAACCAGCAGAGAAUGAUUGAGGACAUGGAUGGACGUGGAAGCGCUGUAGUUCUUCGUGUCGGAACUGUACUGUUCAGAUCCAUGGUAACCACUCUUCUUUACUGCUGCAGGUAUCACAGAAGCAAACCUGAAACCAACACAGCCAGCCCGGUGGCCCUCCGACGUCAGUUUAACAUUCCUGAGAAGCAAUACUUCCAGAUGUAUCUACUGGCGCUGUGCGUAGACGAGGACUGGCGUUCGAUUGAGGAUCUGGUGACUACUAAGGGCUUUAUGGGCAUGGGCAAGAAGAAGAAAAGUCCAAUUGGGUUUGAGAGAAUCGUCAAAACUAUCGCUAGAAAGAGUCUCAAGCCACCAAUACAGAUCCUCACAAAGUACUUGACGGAGGUGGAUGACAUUGAGCUGCGUCUACAGCUGGCUACUGAGGUGGGCGUGUUCGACGUGGGUCUUGAUUGCCUCAAGGCGCUGAAGGACAAAGAGAAAUUGAGGAGCUAUAUCAACUGCAUACCCACCAACAAACACUGGGACUACAGACCGAAGAUAGAUGCAUUGCUAGCCAACUCACAAAUCAAAUGGAGAUAGUGAACAAGAUAAGACUUUUAUAAGCUGCUGACAAUUUGUUUUUUACUCUGUAUAAGAUUUCUACAUUAAAGUCAAUUGUUGUGUUAACGAUCUUUACCAAAUCAAAAUUUUAAUUGA